Messenger RNA from Meira miltonrushii, 348 nucleotides. RefSeq lists its product as uncharacterized. The transcript has a single exon. NCBI's taxonomy places the organism in Eukaryota, Fungi, Basidiomycota, Exobasidiomycetes, Exobasidiales, Brachybasidiaceae. The coding region runs from base 1 to 348 and encodes 115 amino acids. The record is from RefSeq and is a predicted model, not a curated record.
AUGCCAACCGGCUUCUAUACAAUAGAAGAGAAAGCAAAGCGUAUGGCCAAUAACCAACACUUUCUGCGAACAAAUCAGUUGAAUACAUUUGAAGAGGCAUUUGAAGCAGCUAAACAAAAGCUACGAAAACAGAAGACAGAUGCUAAUAAACGAUUUAUGGUUGUACAAUCAUCUUCAGGGGUAACAAGAAGAAAGCAGAAAGACUAUCACAGGAAAAACCACAAUACAAAAGAAAGCGUGAUCACUAGAAAGAUGAUUGCUUUUUUGAAAGAGAAAAAUGAAAUCUACAAACAUGAUAAAGCAAGGAAAAAGCUGAAGAAUGGUAUCAAGAGCGAAGUGAGAAAAUAA